This is a messenger RNA of Meira miltonrushii, 1350 nucleotides long. RefSeq lists its product as uncharacterized. NCBI's taxonomy places the organism in Eukaryota, Fungi, Basidiomycota, Exobasidiomycetes, Exobasidiales, Brachybasidiaceae. The record is from RefSeq and is a predicted model, not a curated record. The coding region runs from base 1 to 1350 and encodes 449 amino acids. Gene Ontology annotation, cellular component: membrane. The transcript has a single exon.
AUGUAUUCUCACGGCUUUUGGGAUGCCGAAUUGGCUCCACUUCGUAAGGCAUACUUGAUCGGAAUCGCACGAGUAACAAUUGCAAUUUGUAUAUUGAUUUGGGCAAUCGUAACCAUUUAUUGGGGCUCCCUAUGGAAAUCCAGCGAUAAAACCCCAAACAUUCACGCAUACAUUCUCAAUAGAGAUCCAAACGGAGCUAUCGGACAAAAUAUCACAAACGUACUACUAUCUACCAAUUCAAAUCCUCCUCCUCAUCUAUCAUGGCAUUCAAUCGAUCCUAAUCUAUAUCCCACCAAGGCAGAUGUUGAGAAAGCGGUUGCCGUCGAUCAUGUUGGAUGGAUCUUCGUUGACAUUUUGACAGACGCUACCUCCGCUCUCGAUCAAGCACGUACAUCAGCAAACGCUAGCUGGAACCCAACAGAGGUUGUUCAAAUUUAUUACUCGGAAGCAAGAAAUCAACAAGCCGUUGAUGGUCCCAUUCUAGGAUCGGUCAGAGGUGUCCUAACCCCUUCCCUUGCACAAAUCAAUGCUCAAAGUGCAGCAAGAUGGCUCUCUGCAAAUUCAGGCAAUUCGAACGUAUUGAGCGCAAUUGCAUCAGAUGCUCCGCAAACCUUGGCGGGUGGAAUUGCACCCUCCUACAUCAAUUUAAGACCCUGGAAUGAACCCGUGAGUAUUGCACCAACAUUUGUCGGUCUCAUUUAUGCAAUGAUCUUGGCUUUCAACAUCACAAUGGGAAACUUUGGUAUGCGUCAAGGUAUACAACGCAAACUGCGUUUCCGAUCUUUCGUUCUGAUGCGUUUGCUCGUCCCUAUUCCGGCUUAUUUUGUUUUGAGCUGUAUGUUUUCGAUGAUCAAUCUGCCAUUCAAGCUUAGUUUUGGAGGUAUGGGAUACGGAUACGGAGCAGGAUUUAUGAUCUGGUGGUGCUUUACCUUUUUGGGUAUGUGCGUUUUGGGUUUAUGGACGGAAGCAGCUCUAUCCCUCGUCGGUCCACAGUUCAUUGGUUUUGCAUUGGUUUUCAUCAUCAUCAUCAAUGUGAGCGUAGCAAAUUUACCAAUCGAAUUGCAAGUGAGCCUUUUCAAAUACGGCUAUGCAAUGCCAUUCUAUAAUCUUCGUCAAGCAUACGUCACAAUCAUUUAUAAUACUGGUCGUCAUAUCGAAUUAUUGAAAAACAUGGGUAUCCUUUUGGCGUGGUUGGUGGUCCUUUUUGCAACAAUUCCAUUCUGGGCUUGGUUAGAACGCAGGAAGGAACGUUCACAAGCAAGUGCAUCAGCAGCAAGCACCCAAUCAUCAGAAGCAUCACAAGAAGUAGAACAGAAGAACGAUGAAGAAACAAGACAGUCUUCACAGUAA